AUGGUUUUUUUUUCAAAAAGUCACUUGUACCCAUUUCACUGGGAACAUGUAAUAAAUGCAUUCUGGAACAAAUAUCCCAAUGAUCUUCAAUUUCACGUUAGAAGAGUUGAUAUAAUUAAUUUUGAUUUUGAUGAAAAAAAUAAAAUUUUGUAUACGAAAAGAUUAUUUUCUCUUAAGUACAACUCGCCAAAACUUUUGGAGCGGAUUAUUGGCAGUAACUUAACUGGGAUUGCAACUGAAGAGACUAUGUGUAAUUUUAAUAAGAGAAAACUUAUUGCUAACGGAUCUAAUUAUUCAUUUAAUAAUAUUUUUUCAAUUAGGGAAACUUGUACUUUUACACCAAGCAAUGAAAACUCAGAAUCAACCUUGUAUACACAAGACAUUACAUUCAAACUGUUUCAAAGAAAAAAUAAGUUCAAAUGGAUAAACAAGCUAUUCGAAAAUGCAGUAAUACAAUCAUUUAAUGAGAAAUCAUUAAGUGGCAUAAAGGCAAUGUAUAUUCAAAUCGAUAAAAUUAAAUCACUGUUAAAUCAUGAAAAUAAGGUAAAAAAAAGUAUUUAUGAAUCACCCAGUUUUUUUAUACCAAAUUGCUUGUACAAAAAAAUUUAA
Molecule: messenger RNA, 609 nt
Organism: Cryptosporidium ubiquitum
Lineage: Eukaryota; Apicomplexa; Conoidasida; Eucoccidiorida; Cryptosporidiidae
Exons: 1
Coding region: 1-609 (202 amino acids)
Biological process (GO): phospholipid transport
Cellular component (GO): mitochondrial intermembrane space
Molecular function (GO): phosphatidic acid transfer activity
Source: RefSeq, a predicted model, not a curated record